AUGCGGGCACCGGCCCCCCAAGCGCCGAGCAGCGCGGCGGCACCGCGCCCGGGCCGCGCAAGGAGCGCGCUGCCCCGCAGCAGCCAGGCCGGGGCCGGGGCGGCCCGGGCGCUGCUGGCCGCCGCGUUGCUGGGCUUCCUGGCUGCGCGGGAGGCGGCGGAGCCCAGCGCCCCCGGCAUCCUGGUGACCAACCGCGGGCUGCGCGUCCCCUUCGGCUGCUCGGCGCCGCUGGACGCGGCGGCGGACCUGGUGCUGCGGGUGCGGCUCGGGUACCGGUGCGCGGUGACGGUGCUGGGCCGGGGCCGCGCCGCCCUGGCGCCCCCGCGCUUCCCCUGCGCCUUCGCCCGCGGGCAGGUCACCUACACCCACUUCGGCGCCCGGAGCCCCGGGCGGCACCGCCUGCGCCUCCAGCUCCGCUGCGACUCGCCCCGCCGGACCCUGGUCGUGCCCUUUGCGCUGGAGGUGGAGGUGCUCUUCCAGCAGCUGCGCCUGCUCAGCCGCAACCUGCCGCUGCCCGUGGGGAAGCUGCGGGGGCUCAGCCCCCCUCUGGACGGCAAGGUGCUGGGCUUCCCCGAGGGCGAGCCCGGCCGGCGUUGCCCCCUCAUCCUGCUGCCCCCCGCGGCCGUCGGCGCCGGCCCCCUGCCCGCCUACGGGCGGCUGCUGGACGCCGAGGGGCGGCCCCUGCCCGCCGGCUGUAGCGGCGACUGUCUGGCCGUGCUGCAAGCGGGGAUCCGCUACCAGCGCACGGCGGCCACAGCCUCUCCCAGGCGGGACCGCACCCCCGCGCGGGUGUCCGUGCUGCCCGCUGCCGGCCCCGAGGAGUGGGAGUACUUCCAGGUGCUGGUGUGGAUCUGCAAAGGGGCUGACAACACACCACCCAAAACCAGGUUCUUGGCACUGCUCGUGAUGGAGGUGGACCAAUUUGCGCUCACUGCCCUCACCCCAGAUGUGCUGGCUGCUGAGGACCUGGAGACAAGCACAGACGUCCUGAUCUUCAAUCUCGCCUUGCCCUGGCCCAGUGACCCACUGCAGCAAGGCUACCUGCUCAGCACUGAUGACCCCAGCCGGCCCCUUGCCACUUUCUCACAGCAGGAGGUGAGGGAACUGAAGAUUGCUUACCAGCCCCCUACACUGGACUCAGACCAGGAGCAGCUUUUCCAGGUGGAAGUGGAGGUGCUGGAUUCUGACAGUGCCUUCUCAGAGCCCUUUGCUUUUGUGAUCCUAGUGAAACCCAUGAACACACUGGCUCCUGUGGCCAUUUUCAGUUAUGUGGCUGGCCCUCAGCUGAUGCUCUUUGAGGGCCAGUCACAACCCCUGUCUGGCAACCUGGAGAUCAGUGAUGAGGACAAUUUGAAAGAAGUGAAGGUCUGUGUUACACAGGGCCUCCAGUAUGGGGAGAUCAACGUUCUUGGCGUGCCACUCAGCUGCAAGUACUCCACUGCUGCAGAGCUGGAAGCAGGGCAAGUGAUUUACCAGCAUGAUGGCAGUGAGCACAGCUACAGUGACAACACUGUGUUGCAUAUGGUGGAUGGGCAGCACCAGGUUGAAUUUCUGUACCCCAUCACCAUUGCUCCUGAUGACGAUCAACCACCACUGCUGAAUGCAAACACUGGGUUGGUGCUGAGUGAGCACCAGACUGUCCAAAUCUCACCUUUCAUCCUCAGUGCCACAGACAUUGACUCUGAUGAUCCUUCAAUCAGAUUUGUCCUGGUUAGGGACUCAAUAGCAUCCCCGUUGUACUCUCACUGCUUUGGGGAGCUGCUGCUACGUCAAACAGAGCCACCAGCGUCUUUUGAGAGCAAGGAAAGCGGCGCAGAAUUGGACAGUGACUCCUCUGCCUUCCCCUGGCACUUUGUGGAGGACAAAGGUACAUAUGAGAGGGUGGUGAGUGAGUGGCUGCAGCAAGACAUCCUCAAUGGGAGGCCGUUCUUCAGGCACAUCGGAGCUCACAGCACCAGCCUAGCAAUGGACCAUGUUGUGUUCCAUCUGCAGGACAGCAAUGACCCCCCUAACAAGUCUGGGGAUCACGUGUUUGCUGUCAAAGUGCAACCAGUAGACAAUCUGCCACCUGCGCUGUACCCAGGUAGUAGCCUGCAGAUGACAGUGCAAAAAUAUCACCUGACUCCCUUUAAGAAGCACAAUUUACGGUACACUGACUUCGACACUGAUGACGGGCAUCUGAAGUACACUUUGCUGACUGCCCCAACUGAUGCGGAUGAGAAUCACUCUGUGGUCUUUGGGUGGAUUGUGUUGGCUGACAGCCCUGAGACAUCCAUUACACAUUUCACCCAGGCCCAAGUCAACCGUCACAAGGUGGCAUAUCAACCUCCAGAACAGGAGCUGGAGAUCACACCAUGGGUAGUGCAAUUCACAUUCCUUGUAGAGGAUGCAGCUGGCAAUUCUCUACCUGGUACUUUUACCCUGUUCCUGCAGCCAGUGGACAGCCAGCCACCUCAGAUUACCAAUACAGGCUUCACUGUGCUUGAGGGAAACAGCUUCCUUCUCGCCAGCAAUCAACUGGACACUACUGAUGCAGACCAGAUUGUCUUCACAAUAACUCAAGCUCCAGUGCAUGGCCAUCUGCAUUAUCUGGAGGAGGGUCUGAUGGCACAAGGAGAAUCUUUCCUGCUAGAUCAUGUUGCUGGUGGGCGUCUCUCCUACAAGCACAAUGGUGAUGAGUUCACCAGUGAUUCUUACCAGCUGGAAGUGAGUGAUGGAGUCCAUCAUGUGCCCAUCACAGUCAAGAUUGCUGUGCAGCCUGUGGAUGAUGAAAGCCAUAGCAUCGCUCUCCCUGGUGGUCAUAGGCAGGUGGGAGCAGCCCUUGAUAUCUUGGAAAAUGGUGUUGCUGAGAUUACCACAUCACUUAUCCAAGGUACUGAUGAGGAUACAGAUGAUUUGGUGCUGACCGUCAUUGUGCAGGAUCCCCCCCAAGCUGGAGACAUCCUUGUGGAUGGAGUGCAAUUAGAAAAGUUUACCCAGCACGACCUCAUCGGUGGAGCUGUAGCCUAUGCUCACACCAGUGGAGAGAUUGGCUUGAAAAAGAGGUAUGAUUCCUUCAAUCUCACCAUCUCUGACCUAUCCAGCAAAUGGGUUGGAGGCAGCACGCCGCAAGGGGUACGUGUGGCUUUCACCGUAUUGCCUGUGGACAGCAUUGCACCUGAAGUGAUGGUUGGGGCAGAGCCAUGCAGUGUCCUUGAGGGAGGGAAGAGUACUCUAACUCUGGAUCAGCUGGAUGCAGAAGACAUAGAUACUUCCAGAGAUGACAUCUUGUGCAUUAUCACAGUUCAGUUCACUUCAGGAUAUUUGGAGAACAUCUCUCCAGCCCCAGGAUCCGAGAAGUCUAGAGCUGGUAUGGCCAUUAGUGCCUUUUCCAUCAAAGAUGUUUGUCUCGGUCACAUCAAUUAUGUGCAGAGCAUUCACAAAGGGGUGGAGCCUGUAGAGGACAGAUUCACUUUCCAGUGCUCUGAUGGUAUUAACUUCUCCCCUCAUAACUUCUUCCCCUUCAUCAUCAUCCCCACCAAUGAUGAAAAGCCAAAGCUGUUUGUGCAUGAGUUCACAGUGCUUGAGGGGAUGAGCCUGGUAAUUGACACCUCCAUCCUUAAUGGAGCCGAUGUAGGCCUUCCUCCAGACAAACUGUGCUUUGUUAUUACCAUCCCUCCAAAACAUGGGCACUUUGUGCAGCAGCUGUCCACAGGCAUUGCACCUGUUCACAGCUUCACCACGGAGGCAAUCCAGGAGGCUUCCAGCAUUGUGUAUGAACGCGAUGACUCAGAGACAAAAGAAGAUAGCUUUCAAAUUCAGCUGAGCGAUGGGCAGCACACGGUGCAACGGAAAGUAUCGAUCAUGGUGAUCCCAGUAGAUGAUGAGACCCCCAGGAUGGCAAUCAACAAUGGGCUAGAAGUAGAGAGUGGAAAGUCCAAGGUCAUCUCUAGCCAGGACCUUAAAGCCACAGAUAUAGAUUCAGAGGACAGGAACCUUGCCUACAUCAUCUGUUUGGCACCUAGGCAGGGUUUAUUACUGCACCUCAACAGACAAGGGAAAGUGCUGUGCAACGUUACACAAGGCAUGAACUUCACCCAGGAUGAUUUAGACCAAGGUUUUAUUCGUUAUAUUCAUGCCAGCCUACGUGGAGUCCAUGAUCUGAUUAAAUUUGAUGUCACUGAUGGUAUUAACCCCUUGAUAGACAGGUAUUUCUAUAUUACCAUCAGUAGCAUUGGUAUGGUCUUCCCUGAGGUGAUCAACAAGGGGGUAGCUCUGAAAGAAGGUGGAAAGGUGACGCUCACAACUGACCUGCUCGGCACAAGCGAUGUUAACAGUCCUGACGAGAACUUGCGCUUCACCAUUACCUGGUCCCCUACUCGGGGCCAUUUAGAGCACUCAGGCAGUCCUGGGAUACCUGUUGUUGCCUUUACUCAACUCCAACUUGCUGGCAACAAGAUUUACUACAUUCAUAGUGCAGAGGAUGAGAUGAAGAUAGACAGUUUUGAAUUUGAAGUGACAGAUGGAUAUAACCCAGUCUUUCGCACCUUCAGGGUCUCCAUUACAAACGUAGACAGUAAAAAGCCGAUUCUAACUACUGGUAACCUUCUGGUUGAGGAAGGGAAUACCAGACUGAUCACCCCUUUUGAGUUGACUGUGGAAGAUGGGGAUACACCUGACUGUUGACUCCUUUUCACAGUCACUCAGGUUCCUGUGCACGGCCAGGAACCUGUACAACAACAGCUGUACAACAACAGCUACCCAGUAACCUGCUUCACCGAAGAAGACUUGAGCGAGAAUCUUAUCAGCUAUAGACAUGAUGGUACAGAAAUCAGCCAGGAUAGCUUCUCUUUCUCUGUGACUGAUGGCACCCACACAAACUUUUAUGUUUUCCCUGACACUGACAUGGAGACCCAUCAACCCCAGAUGUUGAGGAUUCAGAUCAAUUUGCUGGACAAUAGGGUGCCACAGUUAGUGGUAAACAAGGGUGCCUCCACUCUGAGAAGCCUUCCAACUGGGCAGUUAGGCUUCCUCAUCACUAGUAAGGCACUAAAGGUGGAAGACCAGGACAGUCCACACAAACUGUUGAAAUACAGAAUAACAGAUGGGCGAGAGCAUGGCUUCAUCAUUAACACUGGCCUUGGAAAUGAGAGCAUUGGAACAUUUAUGCAAGCUGAUACUGAUGAAAUGAGGAUCAGCUACAUCCUGAAAGAAAAUGAUAGUGCUACCAGUGACAUCUUCUAUUUCUCCAUUGAAGACAGUGGAGGAAAUAUGUUAAGGAGUCAAUCCUAUAGACUGAACUGAGCAUGGAUUUCCUUGGAGAAGGAGUACCACAUUGUAGAUGAGAACUCCAAAUUUUUGGAGGUGACCAUCAGACGCAGAGGAUAUCUGGGAGAGACCUCUUUUACCAGUAUUGGAACCAAAGAUGGUACAGCAGUAAAGGACAAAGACUUCAGAGGGAAAGCUCAGAAACAGGUCCAGUUCAAUCCAGGACAGGCUGCUGCCGCUUGGCGAGUGAGGAUUUUUAUAGACAAUUAAUAUGAAGCACCUGAAACAUUCCAGAUUGUUUUGUCUGAUCCUGUUGUGGCUGCCCUUGAGAUUCCAGUAGCAGCAACAGUUGAAAUUGUGGAUCCUGGUGACGAAUCUACAGUGUAUAUUCCUCAGCUGGAAUACAGAGUAGAGGAAGAUAUUGGUGAGCUGCAGAUCCCUAUUAGAAGAUCUGGAGAUGUCAGUCAAGAAUUAAUUGUCAUUUGUUCCACACACCAAGGUUCUGCUACAGGCACAGUUCCAUCUACCAUCUUGUCAUACUCUUACUACAUCUCCCAUCCUGAAGAUCAUACCAGCAUUGUUCACUUUAAUAAAGAUGAGACUGAGAAAAUCUAUCAUAUUAUGAUUAUCGAUGACUCUCUCUAUGAGGAAGAUGAGAUCUUCAAUGUGUCUCUGAGCAUGCCAGUGGAAGGCCACAUUGGCACUGAAUUCCCAAGCACUGAAGGAGUGAUCUUGGCUGACACAGAUGAUAAACCUGCUUUGUACUUCAGUGACUAUGCACAUCAAGUGGAUGAAAGUGCUGGCUAUGUGGAGAUUCCUGUCUGGAGAAGUGGAACAGACCUGUCCAAAGCUGCCUCAGUCACCGUGCGUUCCGGAAAAACAGAGCCAGUGUCAGCAGAGGCUGGAGUUGAUUACGUGGGCAUUAGCCAUAACCUUGAUUUUACUCCAGGAGUCAACAUGCAAGUGUUUCGCGUGAUCAUCCUUGAUGAUCUGGGCGAACCUAUCCUAGAAGGUGCAGAGAGGUUUGAACUAGUUCUCCAUAUGCCUACGAACGCAGUGCUUGGAGAGCCGAGCAAAACUGCUGUCUUCAUCAAUGACACUGUUACUGACUUACCCAAAGUCCAGUUCAAAGAACCACUGUACAGGAGGAGUGGAAAAGAUGAACAGUUGGUGGCCGUCACUUAUCGAAGAGGUGACGUUACCCAUAAAUCUACAGUGCGUUGUUAUACGUGCCAGGGUUCUGCACAGGUUAUGGUGGACUACAAGGAGAGGCCAAGUACAGAUGACUCUGUAGUGAUGUUUCUCCCAGGAGAAACUGAGAAGCCUUGUGUGGUAGCACUGGAGGAUGAUGCAAUUUAUGAGGAGGAGGAAGAAUUCCGAUUAGUGCUUGGAACACCAACAAGUGAUUCUACUUUUGGUGCUUCUAUUUGGGAUCAGAAAGAGACUGUUAUCAAGAUUAAGGAUGAAGAAGACAAACCAGUGAUUAAGUUCUCUGAAAUAAAAUACAGCAUUCAGGAGCCUCAGGAACCUGGAGAAAUUGGACGUGUAAGAAUCCCUGUUCUACGCCUUGGUGAUAGCUCCAAAGUAUCCAUUGUCAGAGUGCAUACUAAGGAUGGCUCAGCCACCUCGGGAGAAGACUACAAUCAAAUGUCAAAAGCAUGUAAUCCAAAGUAUUCAGACUACGACAAGACUGGGUCCAUCUGUGCCACAGAAAACAUCAAUAAUACUCUGACCCUGUACUGAUGGCUUGUCAGUGCUCCAAGUGGCAGUGAUGGUGUCACCAGCCCAAUGAGGGAAAUGGACGCCAACACUUUUGUUACCAGCACCAACUCCAUCUCCCUGGACUCUAUAUACUUCCAGGCAGGCUCCAGGCUUCAGUGUGCUGCACGAGCUGUGAAUGCCAACAGUGAUGCAGGUCUGGAGCUGUUGAGUCCAAUUUGUACAGUAAGCAGAGAGGAAGGUCUUUGUCAACCUCGCAUCCCAGGAACAGUGGGAAUAGAACCUUUCUCCGCUAAAAUGCACUACACAGGUCCAGAUGAUCCAGACUAUCCCAGUCUGAUCCGAUUAACAGUCACUAUGCCCCAUAUGGAUGGGAUGUUGCCAGUUAUCUCCACACAUCCUUUAUCCAGCUUCAAGCUAACACUUAGUCCAGACGGCGCUUAUGUAGGACACCACAAAUGCUCCAACCUGCUGGACUAUGAUGAGAUCCAGACCAAACAUGGCUUUAUAACAAAGGAAACUAAGAACUCCAAAGCAAUUGGAGAAACAUCACUUUACCAGUAUAGCAGUGCUCUGCGAUCUGCUAAAACCUUGCAUUUCUACCAGAACCUCAACCUCGAGGCUUGCCUUUGGGAGUUCAACAGUUACUACGAGAUGUCUGAGCUGCUGACUGACUGCGGGGGCUCCAUUGGCACAGAUGGGCAGGUCUUAAAUUUGGUGGAGUCAUAUGUCACACUACGGGUGCCACUUGUCUCCUAUGUCUUCCACUCCCCUGCUGCAGUUGGUGACUGGCAACAUUUUGACUUGCAGUCUGAACUGAGACUCACCUUUGUGUAUAACACUGCUGUCCCAUGGAAAGAUGGGUUAGGCAGCCCUCCUGAACCGCAGCUCCAAGGAUCCCUCUAUCUCACUAGCAUGCGAAUCAAUGACGAAGGGCAACUAGUGGUGAACUUUCGAACAGAGAUUCGGUUUCAGGGCCAUUCUGGAACAUCUCUGUCAUCAGUGGUGAUGUCCGCUGACCACCCUGGGCUCACAUUUACACUCAGUCUGUUACAAAGUGAGCCGACCUUUCACCAGCCUGUGCAGCAGUGGAGUUUCAUCUCUGACUUUGCUGUACGAGAUUACUCAGGUACUUACACUGUGAAAUCUAUCCCCUGUAGUGCUGCGCCCAGCCAGCAAUAUGCCCUUCCUGUCAUCUGCAACCCGCGGGAGCCAGUCGCCUUUGAUGUGGACAUCAGGUUCCAGCAGGUCAGUGACCCAGUGGCAGCAGAGUUCAGUCUGAAUACUCAAAUGUUCCUGCUGUCCAAAAGGGAGCUUUGGGUAUCUGAUGGGUCAAUGGGAUUUGGAGAUGGCACUGAUGUUGCCUUUACUGAAGGAUCUGAAAUCUAUGGCCGAGUGAUGGUGGAUCCAGUUCAGAACCUCGGCGACUCCUUCAGCUGCACCAUCGAGAAGGUGUUCCUGUGCACCGGUGCUGACGGGUACGUGCCAAAGUACAGUCCAGACACUCAGGAAUACGGCUGUCUGUCCGACUCGCCUUCCCUCUUGUACAGAUUCAAGAUCCUGGACAAAGCUCAACCUGAGACCCAAGCAAGCUUUAGAGACCUGGAAUUUCAUGCUACACUAGCAGCUGAUCAUGCAGAUGCUUUUGCAUUAGUAAAACAGCCUGGCUCUGAUGGUUUCAGCCUAUCAUCUGCUCCGCUCUUCCAGCUAAGUUGUCUGACAAGCAAGUAUAUCGCAGAAAUGUUCUUUUAG
This is a messenger RNA of Rhea pennata, 8718 nucleotides long. RefSeq names its product FRAS1 related extracellular matrix 3 (gene FREM3). The record is from RefSeq and is a predicted model, not a curated record. Gene Ontology annotation, cellular component: membrane. Gene Ontology annotation, biological process: cell communication; anatomical structure morphogenesis. NCBI's taxonomy places the organism in Eukaryota, Metazoa, Chordata, Aves, Rheiformes, Rheidae.